Lachancea thermotolerans CBS 6340 is the source of this 1569-nucleotide messenger RNA. RefSeq names its product ribosome biosynthesis protein RRB1 (gene RRB1). The record is from RefSeq and is a predicted model, not a curated record. Gene Ontology annotation, molecular function: protein binding. NCBI's taxonomy places the organism in Eukaryota, Fungi, Ascomycota, Saccharomycetes, Saccharomycetales, Saccharomycetaceae. The transcript has a single exon. The coding region runs from base 1 to 1569 and encodes 522 amino acids.
AUGGUGAAGAGAUCCGCUCAGAUUGAGGAAGUCGCAGACACGGCUGAUGACCGCGUGGUGUCGAGAAAAGUGGGUUCUAGCGAUCUACCCCCAUCUGCCUCCAGAGAUGAGGGCGACAUCGACAUGGGUGAAUUCGAGGACCAGUACAGUGAUGAGUUCGAAAGCGAUGGUGAGAUCAUUCAGAUGGACGGGGAUGAAGAGAACGAAGAUGAGCAAGACGGCGACGAAGAUUUCAUGGAAAAGAACCAGCAGAAGGCCCAAGAGUUGGUGAACCAAGACCAGGCUGCGGAACAGAACCAGCAGAAUGCUGAGCAGCAGCUCUAUCUGCCACAUAUGUCGAGACCUUUGGGGCCGGAUGAGGUCCUCGAGGCUGAUCCCACGGUCUACGAAAUGUUACACAACGUCAACCUCCCUUGGCCUUGCUUGUCUCUCGACAUUGUUCCCGACAAACUAGGGUCCGAACGCCGAAACUACCCACAGUCCCUUCUUUUGACGACUGCUACCCAGGCUUCUAAAAAGAAAGACAACGAGCUGUUGCUGCUAAAAAUGUCACAGCUUGCAAAAACACUGGUCAAGGACGACAAUAACGAAGAGGAAGAUGAUGACGACGAGGACGAAGACCAAGACCCUAUCGUCGAGAAUGAAAACAUCCCUCUUAAAGAUACCACAAACAGAUUGAAGGUUUCGCCCUUUGCCUCUGAGUCCCCCGAAAAGCUCACUGCUACAAUGAGCGAAAACGGUGAGGUUUACAUUUUUGACUUGGGCCCUCAGGUCAAAGCCUUCGAGAUUCCUGGAUACCAACUUCCUAAGACUGCCAAGAAACCAAUACAUACUGUGAGGUCGCACGGUAACGUUGAGGGCUAUGCAUUGGAUUGGUCCCCAUUGAACAAAAGCGGGUCUCUUUUGACCGGUGAUUGCUCAGGCAGAGUGUACCUGACCCAAAGACAUACAUCUAAGUGGAUCACUGACAAAACAGCUUUCAGCGCCGGCAAUAAUCAGUCCAUCGAAGACAUCCAGUUUUCGCGUACCGAAGCUACGGUUUUUGCGUCUUGUGGAUGUGAUGGCUACAUCAGGAUCUGGGACACCAGAUCUAAGAAGCACAAGCCUGCCAUAUCUGUUAAAGCCUCCGCAACUGAUGUCAACGUCAUCAGCUGGAACGAAAAGAUUGGGUAUCUCUUGGCUAGUGGCGAUGACAAUGGGUCUUGGGGCGUUUGGGACUUGAGACAGUUUUCGCCAAACACUGCUGCUUCGACAAGUCCUGUCGCGCAGUACAACUUCCACAAGGGUGCAAUUACCUCCAUAUCCUUCAACCCACUCGAUGACUCUAUUAUCGCUGUCGCUAGUGAAGAUAACACCGUAAGCUUGUGGGAUCUUUCCGUUGAGGCUGAUGAUGAAGAAAUCAAACAACAGGCUGCUGAAACAAGAGAGCUUCAGGAGAUCCCUCCACAGCUUUUGUUUGUACACUGGCAGAAAGAAGUGAAAGACGUGAAGUGGCAUAAGCAGAUCCCGGGUUGUCUGGUAAGCACCGGCACAGAUGGUCUGAACAUUUGGAAAACCAUCAGUGUCUAA